This is a messenger RNA of Xyrauchen texanus (razorback sucker), 4142 nucleotides long. RefSeq names its product YES proto-oncogene 1, Src family tyrosine kinase (gene yes1). The transcript is spliced from 12 exons. Gene Ontology annotation, cellular component: extrinsic component of cytoplasmic side of plasma membrane. Gene Ontology annotation, molecular function: signaling receptor binding; ATP binding; non-membrane spanning protein tyrosine kinase activity. NCBI's taxonomy places the organism in Eukaryota, Metazoa, Chordata, Actinopteri, Cypriniformes, Catostomidae. Gene Ontology annotation, biological process: cell surface receptor protein tyrosine kinase signaling pathway; cell differentiation; innate immune response. The record is from RefSeq and is a predicted model, not a curated record. The coding region runs from base 359 to 1999 and encodes 546 amino acids.
AGCUGUCUUUUGUCAUGUAGCAUAGCCACACAGUCUCUACCGGUUCCGGUUUAAAGGGUUUUGUUUGCCAGGGGUGAUCAUUGUACUCUUUUUAUACUGUAGCAAAGGAACAAAAUCAAGUAACGUGACUGGAUUCAUAAUUUCUAUCACGGAUUCCCUUCAAUUGAGCACAGCAGUUAUGUAUCUCGUUUCGUGAGGUGUUAACAUGGUGAAGGAAUGGGACAUAGCCUACUGUGAUUUUCAAGUUAAACACAACAAUACCACUUUGAGUGUUCCCCGAAACAUUUAAAGAGGACGAAGCGAUCGGAAGGCGCAUGUAACCUCAAGAAAAGAGUCCCGAUUCGGUAAAGGCUUGACAAUGGGCUGUGUCAAAAGUAAAGAGGACAAGGGUCCUACACAGAAGUACCGACCAGAUCCCACCAAUCCCACCCCUGGGUCACACAUGGGUCUAUACGGACCAGACCCCACUCAGAUGGGCCAGUCUCCUGCGCUAAAGGGGCCAACAAACAACUACAACAGCCGUGCAUCUGGGCUCACCCCAUUUGGUGGCUCCUCCUCUGUCAUCACACCCUUCGGUGGGGCCUCCUCUUCCUUCUCCACUGUUGCCGUGAGCAACCCCUUCCCCGGUGCCGUCACAGGUGGUGUAACUUUCUUUGUGGCCUUAUAUGAUUAUGAAGCCAGGACAUCAGAUGAUCUCUCCUUCAAGAAAGGCGACAGAUUUCAGAUCAUUAACAACACAGAGGGAGACUGGUGGGAGGCUCGAUCCAUCAACACGGGGCAGAAGGGCUACAUUCCCAGCAAUUACGUGGCCCCUGCCGACUCCAUCCAAGCCGAAGAAUGGUACUUUGGAAAAAUGGGUCGUAAAGAUGCUGAGCGACUGCUGCUUAUUCCUGGUAACCAGCGGGGCACUUUCUUGGUCAGAGAAAGCGAGACCACUAAAGGGGCGUACUCUCUCUCAAUACGGGACUGGGAUGAGAUGAAAGGGGACAACGUGAAACACUAUAAAAUCCGAAAGCUUGACAACGGGGGCUAUUACAUCACCACUAGAGCACAGUUUGAGACUUUACAGAAACUGGUGAAGCAUUACACAGAGCAUGCAGAUGGGCUGUGCUACAGACUGACCACGGUGUGUCCGACGGUUAAGCCCCAGACUCAGGGCCUAUCUAAAGAUGCAUGGGAGAUUCCACGAGACUCACUGCGUCUGGAGCUCAAACUGGGCCAGGGCUGCUUCGGAGAAGUUUGGAUGGGUACAUGGAAUGGUACAACGAAAGUAGCUAUAAAGACUCUGAAACCAGGCACCAUGUCUCCUGAAGCAUUCCUGCAAGAGGCUCAGAUCAUGAAGAAGCUUCGGCAUGACAAGCUGGUGCCCCUGUAUGCUGUGGUGUCUGAGGAGCCCAUUUACAUUGUCACAGAGUACAUGGGCAAAGGGAGUUUGCUGGACUUCUUAAAGGAAGGUGAGGGCAAAUACCUCAAGCUGCCACAGCUGGUGGACAUGGCUGCCCAGAUUGCAGAUGGCAUGGCCUUCAUUGAGAGGAUGAACUACAUCCACAGAGACCUGAGGGCUGCUAACAUCCUGGUGGGUGACAAUCUGGUCUGUAAGAUAGCUGACUUUGGCCUGGCCAGACUGAUUGAAGACAAUGAGUACACUGCUAGACAAGGAGCCAAGUUUCCCAUUAAGUGGACUGCACCUGAGGCAGCUCUGUACGGACGAUUCACCAUCAAAUCUGAUGUCUGGUCCUUUGGUAUUCUGCUGACUGAGCUGGUGACUAAAGGCAGAGUGCCAUAUCCAGGCAUGGUGAACAGAGAAGUGUUGGAGCAGGUGGAGCGGGGCUACAGGAUGCCGUGUCCUCAGGGCUGCCCGGAGUCGUUGCACGAAAUGAUGCGACUCUGCUGGAAGAAGGAGCCCGAUGAGCGGCCCACUUUCGAGUACAUCCAGUCCUUCCUGGAGGACUAUUUCACCGCCACUGAGCCUCAGUACCAGCCUGGAGACAACCUGUAGAGACCCUAAAGGGCUAGAGACUCACAACAACAUGCUAAUAAGGCAGCAGGAUGGUUUCCAAACCCAUUGUGGCACCUCUUCCCUACAGUUCCCCAGCGCACUUGUCCUAAAGAGAUGUUUUUUUCUCUCUUUUUCUUUCCUUUCCCCCCAGAGUCAAAUUUCUAAACUUGAUUAGCGCAUUAAACACCGAAAAUGAUCAUAGAAUGGCUUUUUUCAGGCAGCUCUUUGCCCGAGAAUGUGUGUGUGGUGGAGUUGAUGGGCGGUGUGUGUUUGUUAGAGGCAUUGGAACAGGACCAUAUCAUGCUUCCAGAGAUCUGCUGGGUUAUCUUGCAGUGCAGACAGAGGGAGCUGUGAGGAAAGCAAAAAGCUUAAUGCUAAUGGCUGGUUCACAGUUGCACAAAAUUACAUUUUGUUUUUUCAUUUAAUUUUUAUAUCAUUUUUUUUAUUAUUCCCUUUGCCUGUGUUAUUUUUCAUUUGGACACUAAAUCCUAUUCUGAUUGUAAUGUUGCUUUGUUUUUUAGUAGUAGUUGAGUAGGUUAUUACAAGUGACCAAUAACUGUGGUUGAAUCUGUUGGCGCUACCAGAGACUGUGCCAUUGCUGGGACAGGACUGUGGAAGUCAGAGAAAGACAGAGGACAUUUAUAGAGAGAGAGAGACAGAUGGAUGUGAGCAUGAGGGAACUAUCCAGAGUGAGAAUUUGAAAUUAUAAGAUUGAUAACAGGGGUGGAUUUAUAUCCUCUAAAACAGUAAAUCAUAAUUUUCAUAUGUUCUUUCAUUUUAGUUUUAAUCAGUCUCAAUUCUAUCAAGAUUUUGAUGAGAACUUGAAAUCAUAUCCUGGGGGAGGAUUCAUAUUGGGAAGCCUCUAUUUUCACAAUGCAUUUCUGCUUUGCCAUUUCAACCAACUGCACAUUUUCAAAGCAAAAAGUUGAACAUAUCGCAAAUGUACAAAUCUUAUUUUGUCUUAGAUUCUCCAACAGUAAUUUAGCAGAAAGACCAAUGAAUAAAGAAAUGCUAGAUCUGACCAGUCCUUAUGAUGAUGUUUAAACCCAACAGUUUAACACUAAAUAUCACAACAGUAAUGACUGAUUUUCUUUUUGAUGUAUAAGGUUUUUGUUUUCAUGCCACUUCAUUUAUAGUGUUUCCAACCUCAUGUACUAAAUGAAGGACAUAGAUUUAUUGCUCUUUUUACAGAUUACUUCAUAUAUAACACUUUCUAUGUAAGUAUUUCAAGAGAAACGGUUUCUUCAUCCUGGCAUACGAAUGUGAACUUGCUAAAAUAAUUUUAAGCUGAUCCAUUUUUGUCUCUUUUGCAAGUUUCUUAAAAAAGAAAUUAGUUGUGAAGAAAGUCUGAUGUUUGACACUUUUUAUCUGUCACUAUGAUGACAUACGAUGUUUGCUACUUGUGGAGGUGUUACAUUUUCUUAGUUUUGGCAUGAACACUGAAAUAUUCAGGUACUGCAGAUUAAGACCAUUUACUAACCAAAGUUUUGAUGGAAUGAGUAGAAUUUGCCCUCCAACCUGAGUGUAGCAAAAGCUUUAAAUAGCUUCACCAACACUGCUUAUUACUGUUCGAUGUUAUCCUUUAUCUCUUAAAUUGUAAGAUGAAAUAUUAUAAGUCUAAUGGAGAAGGGCAAAGGUACAGUUUUUACACUAAUGUUACAGAGUAGGUCUUAAUAUUUGAGUUAAUGGGUUAAUUUAAUCCACGACAAGACAAGAACUUGCUAUGAAACAGAAGACGGUCAUCUCUGGAAAUAUUUGGAGGGCUAAUUUGUUACUGGGUUUCUUCUCCCUUUUGUUGUGUAUCUUUCUGUAUUUAGAGAGAGGCCUUGCUUUUGUCCUCAUGUAUGUGAGCCCUUUGUCUCAGGGACCUUAUUGUCUCCUAUGUCUUUAUCCAGGAUACUGCCCACACAUCUUUCUCAUCACCACCUCCUGUUUUAAAAGGGAUACAGGCAAGUUUCUGCGAAACUCUUUUAUCAAGUAUGUUCCUUGUGUCUUUAAAAAAAAGAGAGAUAACUCUGGUAGGUUGUAAAGUGAGGGUCUCCAAUGCGGAGUUUUAACUAAAUGAUGAGGACAUUUGUUGUGAGACAAUGGUUAUGAUUACUAAUCUGAAGAAUUUGUACAGUAAAAAAAUAAAAUUUUAAAU